GCCAUCACAACCGAAGAAGAAAAUGCCCGUUGUUAGCUUGUUUGCCUCAAGCUAAGGUGUCGCGAAAAACAUAAACAAAACCCUAAUUUUAUGUGGAUCCGGUCAUUUUGGCAUUCAGCUAAGGUAAUAACUGCAGCAGGGUAUUGUGAGGCGUCCAGUGAGUAAGCCAGGUUGAGGUUUAUCGUGAAAGACGGCAGACGUGUUCACCUGAAAGAUCUUCAUAAACUUUACUCCGGAUUACAUCCUCGGGGAUUCAUAAUGUUCAUGAACUAAGCGAUAGACAGUUACACUUGAGAUUAAAAUCUAGCCCUGCACUUUAGAAUACAGUCAGGAUAUAUGUGUUCAUUUGUCCAGAAUGAAUCCUAAUAAUGUCUUUGGUAGACAGCAAGGUGCUUUCCAGACACCCAGUAAUGUCAGUCAGAGUAGUGGCCUGUUCCAGUCACUAUGUCAGCAGGGUGGCACGGCACCUAACAUUGGCUUUGGGCAGAAGACACCAUUUGGCCAACCUUCAGCUUUUAGCCAACCAUCAGUUUUUGCUCAAGGGUCUGCACAAACAUCUGUUUUUGGCCAAACAUCAUCAUUUGGUCAGUCAACCUCUUUUGGUCAAAGUGGUGGGUUAGGACAGUCGUCUUCGUUCUCCUCCACUUCUCAAGCACCGGCUUUCGGACAGCCAGCUUUGAGUCAGACAACACUUGGAUUUGGAGCACCUCCUUCUUCAACUGGACAGAGUCAGACUCCAGCAUUUGGUCAAGUGCAGGCAUUUGGCCAGACUUCUGGAUUCGGUCAGACUGCUGGAUUUGGACAAACCACAUCUGGAUUUGGCAUUUCCUCCAGUAACUCGCAACUGCCUAGUAAUUCCAUCAGCACCGGAGGAUCUCAGCCAUCUUUUGGACAGCCAUCUGCAUUUGCUACCACCAGCUCUGCUGUUAGUGGUCAGAGCAACACACAGACUAGUGCGUAUGGGACAAAAUUUAACUUUAAGCCUCCAAAUGAAAAUGUCUUCAAACCUAUAUUUAGUGUGAGUCCAGUACCUCCCAGUGUCCAACCUGUUCCAGCUCCUCAGCCUUUUGGUGUAUCUAAGCCAGUCACAUGUGGUUCAGACAGCAGUAAUUCUGGUAGUUCUGGUGUUUCUAUUUUCACCAGUGUAAAACCAAGCACUCUAGGGUUCAGUUUCUCCCAGCCCGGAGCAGUACCUUCUGCCUCGGUUACAAGUGCUAACAUGCCUCAGAGUACAGGUGGCAUGACUGGUGCAAACACUCUCCAGUUCACAUUUUCUCAACCUGCCAAUCCCUCAGGCAGCAGCAGCAUUGCCACUGCUGCUCAAUCCACCAGCAUUUCCAGCAGUCCUGCAUUUAGUUUCUCUGCAAAAGUUGUUCAGCCCCAGACAGUUUUUGGCCAACCUUCAUUUGCGUUUAGUGGUUCAAAGCCUGAAGAGAGUCCAGAAAUGAGAAAUGAAGAGAGCUCAGCAGAUGCAGCUCUUGGAAGUCUUGGGAAGGGCAUAAAACGUAAAGAAGAGCCCAAUGAUCCGAAUGCUAGUCAGGUCAAAAGUUCCAAAGUUGAGGAUGUGCAAGGUGAAUCUGUAGGCCCUAGACAUCCAUCCAAGCGGCCCAUUAAUAGAAGUAGAGGAGCUGCAGGUGGACUGUUUAAGAAUGCACUGAGUGGACUAAUGAGGGCAUCAGUCAACAAGAAAGAAGAGCGAACCAUUGACAGGGCUGCUGUGGAGAGACCAGAUCCCCCAGUUCCAGAUGUGGAUGUUCCACUUACUCCACCCAGACCUCUGGCUCCCAUAAGACAUGUUCUGGAAAAAGGAGAGAAGCCAGCUUCUGAGCCUGAAGUAGCGACAAGUACCCCAUCUCGAAGAGCUGAACGUGGGGAGAGCACUGAUAGCCUGUCUAGUCUCUCUCCUUCUGAAUUCACUGUCAUACAGUGCAAGGGAAUCCCACCCAACCUCAACAAGAAAGACCUAGUCAAAAAACAUUUUGGCCGCUUCGGGAAAAUGCAACGAGUGUUCUGCAGACCUGAAAAAAAUCUUGUCAUUGUCCAUUACUAUGAUCAUGCAUCUGCAUCAAUGGCAAAAAAGAAGGGGAAGAUUUUCCAGGGGACUGAAAUCCAGAUAUUUUGGCAAAGAAAGAAACAAAACCCGGGCACAAAAAAGAGAGAGCAACCUUCAGAGGUCACGGACGUGGUUAGUGCAGGAGAUGUGUCAAGGCCAGAGAGCUCUCAGCUUACCACAUUGAGAAAGCCAGUUCCCAGACCUCCUGCUGUCAGCACUACACUUGUUAAGGGAUCUCCUGUCAAGAAAUCCUCUGUAGCUAAAACCCUCCAGUUUGAUAGUGACCCCCAACAGGAUGUGGGCUCAGAAGGUCAGAGUACAGAUCGACCAGUGAUCAUCAUGCCAUCAGCGCUUCAGCCUCUGAUUGGUCAAAUAGCUGAAACAGCAGAAGAAAAGUACCGCCUUCUUGAGCAGAGAGACAAGAUUCUUCGCCAGUUGAGGUCAAAGAGAACUGACUUGGACAUGUCCAAAGUGUUCGUGGGCACAUGUCCGGAUAUGUGCCCAGAGAAGGAGCGCUACAUGAGAGAAACUCGUAACCAACUCAGCGUUUUUGAACUUGUUCCUGAUACAGAAAAGGUGGACCACUCUGCUGCCAUUAAAGAAUACAGCAGGUCAUCUGCUGACCAGGAGGAGCCUCUCCCGCAUGAGCUACGGCCUCUGCCAGUGCUUACCAUGACAAUGCACUAUCUGGUCACUCAGAUAAUGGACCAGGGCGAGGGUAACUACCGAGAUUGGUACGAUUUUGUCUGGAACAGAACCAGAGGAAUUCGCAAGGAUAUUACACAGCAGCACCUCUGUGACCCGAUGACUGUAUCUCUAAUAGAGAAAUGCGCUCGCUUCCACAUCCACUGUGCUCACCAUCUCUGCCAGGAACCUAUGAUGUCCUUCGAUGCAAAAAUUAAUAAUGAGAACAUGACAAAGUGCCUCCAGAGUUUGAAAGAGAUGUACCAGGACCUGGCUACCAAAAAUGUGUACUGCCCCAAUGAGGCAGAGUUUCGCCAGUACAGUGUUCUGCUCAAACUCAAUGAUGGUGAUAUUCUUCGUGAGGUUCAGCAAUUUCGCAAAGAGGUCCGGGAUUCUGUGGAGGUGAAGUUUGCAGUCCAAGCUUUUGCAGCCCAUAACAGCAACAACUUUGUCAGAUUCUUCAAACUGGUGAAAGCAGCAUCCUAUCUUUCUGGUUGCAUUCUCCACAGAUACUUUAACCAAGUAAGAUGUGCUGCACUGAAAGCCUUGAAUAUAGCCUACACAGUGGGUUCUCAGAGGUCCACCACUUUCCCUGUGGAGGACUUGGUCCGAAUGCUUAUGUUUCGCAAUGCUUCUGAAGCCACAGACUUUCUGCAGCUUUAUGGGCUUAACGUUGCUGAUGGCAUGGUUGAGCUGAGCCGUACUGCCUACCAGGAGCCGGAUUUACCCAUUCCUCCUAAGAGGUCAGUUGACAUUGAGAAGAAGAAGAGUGUGCUGGUUGGGGAGAUUGUGAAUGGAGGCCCACUGCCCAAUCCACCACAGCACACACCAGUCUGCAGCUUUGACUCAAGCAAUAAAUACAGGGGAGAUUUAGCUUCCUUGGAGUCAUUGCCUGCUGCCCAAAAAGUAAAACCCCUGGUUGAACUGGAUCCAAGACCUCAGCUCAAACCCAAAUUGCUGUCAGAGCCAAGGUUGUUUAUGGAGACCCCUGCAGCAGUGGACGUAGCCCAGCAUGAAGACACACAGGAGACUGGAGAGUCCGCACAACAUAUUGUACCAGUGCUCCCAGUAAACCCCCAGCUCAUGUUCCAGCCCAUUGCUCAACCUAUUGCUCAGCCCCAGCCUGUCAAACCUCCCUCUCCAAAGAGAGAACCAGCCUACUCAGACCAGGAUUUAAUGGCUGAAGUGGAGUCUGUGGUGGAGGAGGUCUUGACGGAUGAAGUCUUAGACAUAGCUAAAGCUGGGGCUCAGUACGUCUCUGCAGCUCUCAGUGUGAGUGAGAGUGAGGUUCAGACAAUCAUCAGUGACAUUGUGGCUCAGAUGCUCAGAGAAGUGUCUACAUCAGAGAUCAAGGCUGAGACGGAGCGAAUCGCUGAGGAGAAACGCAAGCUGGAGGAAGACAGGAGGAGAAAGGAACGAGAGGCUUUCCUGGACAAGCUGAGCUCAGAGCUGUGUGCUGAAAUCAGCGAGGAGGUCCUUGCCCACUGCACCCGGGAAAUGGCUGAUAUGGAAAUAAAACUUGCACUGAAGGAGAAGGCUGCAUGUGUUGCUCGAUGCACAGAGGAGGUGUGUAACAGCUUAGUGGAGGAGACACUGGAUAAGGAGAUUGAAUGCCUGGUCAGAGAGGUGGUGAAUGCACAGUUACGGCAGAUACGCAAGUUUAUUAAGAGGUGGCGUGAUGUGGUAGCAGUACGUAGACAGUUGAAGAGGCAGAUGCGUGGAUUCCCAGCAGCCCCAUGCUGUGUUGAUCCUCGUUUCAAGCUGAAAGCUUUGGUCCCAAGUGCUCCAUCCUUCCCAUCUAUGGACACACUUGCUCGAGGUCUCAUCAACCUGGGCAAUGCAGGAAACAUGGUAGUGUCCUGCACAAGGUUACUAAAAACGAGGAAUGACACCAUUCGCCAAAUGCGAGUAGAAUACUAUUACAGUUUGCUUUUAAGUGAGCGUGUGUGGUCUCCUCUCGACCUGCCGACUCUGGUGGCUGAAAGCACCCCUAAUCCACCUGACCGAAUCUUCUGGAAAGCCACUCUUCUGUUACCCAGUGACCAGGACAGUAACAUGAGCAGCACACUGACCAAAUGGCUGGAAGUUAAGCUUGGUGGUGGAGAGAGGCUAGAAGAAGGCAUGGAAGACUCAGAAGGGCAACUCAAAACUCUGGUCAUCAGUAACAGCUUGAGAGAUGUUGAACAAAAGACCCACAAAGUUCACAUCUGCAUAAAGGUAAGCCAUGGGCCUCUGAGCGAGGAGGGGCAGAGCCUGCUGGAGGAGCAGAAUCAGCUCCUUGGUACCAGCUCCCUGAUGAUGCUACUGCCCCCUCUACCCUGCACUGGGCUUGAUGAGGAGGACGUACCCCUUCUCUCUGCCCUCCUCCAGCUAAAGCAGGUUCAGCAGGCCAGCGGUUGGCACACUGCACUGCCCCUGGUACUGCUCAUACCUGACCAGCUUGAAGGAGCAGUUAGUGACCAGAAGUUAGAAGAAGUACUUAUGUUGAAGACAUUAGUUCAAGAUGGGCUUAUAUCAGAAUACAUCUUUAUCCAUCUCUCGGGGAGCGUGACUGAUCUGCAAGGAUCCAAGCAGCUUAGUGAAGCAGUGCGCUGGCUGAUUGCUCACUCUCCAGCCUCUACAGUCCUCUCCUCUCAGCCUCUGCUCCAGUUUGUAGAAGGAGGGUUGUGUCGCGAAUUUCACAGCAGGUUCCUUCAUGACAAGCAGGAGAGGGUACAGGCAGCUCUGCCAUCCCAGGAACCAGAGGUUGUCAUCCAACUAUAUAACAGCGUGCUAGUCUAUCUGGCAGAUGUGGUCAGCUCCGAGAGGCUCAUUGGAAUCUCCUGGCCCCCACCCGAAUUCUCUUUGCCUGAGAACAGAAAGCUUGUGCCACAUCUAGACUGGAAUUCCCCACAGCACCUGGACUGGAUGAAAAGAGCAAUACUCAGCCUGCAGAUCCCCGAGUGGAAAUGUCCCCCUCAUAGUGCUCCAUGGCCCCAUUUGUGCACAUCCAUAUUUGAGUAUGUGUCCCAGAUCCCCAGCUCUGUCCAAAGCCAGCCUCUCCUCAUGUCACAUCUAGAGCACCUGCUAGCAAGAGUACGUGCUCAACACCUGCAGCAGUGUGACAGGAUUUCCUCUAAUCACAUACCCUGGGAUGACAUUUUGAUCCUCUGCAUAGAACAUCGACUGAAAGAUUGGCACAUAGCAGAGAGUCCAGUAGCGGCAGAUGCUUUCACUGACAAAGGAGAGAUUUUGGUGUAUUAUUACAAAGAGCAGCUUAAAGGUUUUCUUCCUCCUGAGAGUUGGGUAGCGGCAGUGAAAAGCACUCACACGGAGAAAAGGCAGAACACAGUACGGUCCAAUCUGCGCUCCACACUCCCUCUGACCCCAGCACGGUUCCCCAGACAGAGACUGUUCCAGAGUCAGAUGGAGACAGAGGAAAAGCCGUCUGUUUUAGACAUCUCCCACACUCCUUCACCUCAGGAGCUGCUGCCCCAACGACUGCUCUCCGGCAUUCAACAAGAGAAGGCUCAAAGUCAGAGGUUUGAAGAACAGCUGCAGCAGUGGUUAGCUCUGGAACCUCUGGACUCUGUCUCCAUACCUCUGUUUGUGCCUUCCACACUGCUAUCCAUGCCUGAGAUUCUUGUUCCCAAACAGUGCCCCAGAGCAUCCGCUCCCUCCAGAAUACAGGAACCACAAACAGAAGACCCUGCUGAGGUGCCUUCCACUUACAGUAGAAGGGGAACUGUGUCUCUAACCCAACGACUGAAAGAGCUCAAUAGACUGGUAUUAGCAAACCGGGAAGAGGAGCUGGCCUGCAAUCUCAAACUAAACAGCCUACUGGAAAUUGUCGAAGACUGAUCAAAACUCUCCUGCUAUUUUUAUAACACUGGUUCUGCAUGAUUGGUCAAUAUUUGUUACAUACUGAUAACGUAUUGUGUUUGAAGGUUCUGUCAGGGUUUGAGAACGAUUGGAAGAUCUUUAUAAUACUAUAGAUCCUUAUAAUGCAAUGAAUUGAAAGUAUUAGACCCCCCCCCCCUUUUUCUUUCUUU
Molecule: messenger RNA, 6768 nt
Organism: Hemibagrus wyckioides
Lineage: Eukaryota; Metazoa; Chordata; Actinopteri; Siluriformes; Bagridae
Gene: mcm3ap
Product: minichromosome maintenance complex component 3 associated protein
Exons: 29
Coding region: 356-6577 (2073 amino acids)
Biological process (GO): mRNA export from nucleus
Cellular component (GO): transcription export complex 2; nucleus; cytoplasm
Molecular function (GO): RNA binding
Source: RefSeq, a predicted model, not a curated record